AUCGCCCCCUGCCCAUCCAGACAGCCCGAAUAGUGGACCAUCAGUCCUUCGCUUUAGGCUACCAAAAAAAUCGAGGCAGUGCCCUGAGUGGAUUCAAGUGGAGUAUUUCCGUGCCGCCCAUGACGUUGAGGUGGAUCGAUAGUGGCUGGCGAUUUUCCAGACUGCUGGGUACAUACGAUGAUCUCGACCGUCUGGCGCUCAGGGUUCGGUCCCAAAAAAAGACUCUGCGACUCUGCCAAGUUUGCAACCCCUGAUCCUAUGAAGAUCACUGGUCCAUCGCGGUAGCUACAGAGCCAGCGACGUCGAGGGGGUCUCUUCAGUCAACCCGUCUCCUGUCCCCACGUCAUCCAACAACCUGGCUCGAGCGUGGUUCAUCGGAUGUUAGACAUUUUUCUCUCCUCUCGUCUGACCGUGGUCUCUGUCUGAUAGAAGCAUCACCGCUGGCUUCGUCCAUGGCAAAGCUCCCUCAAUUUCGCAAGGCGGCUCCGCGGCCGAUGGCCGGACGACGAAGGUCGACAGUGGUGUGGCAUCGGCUGAUCCGGUCGCUUCUCUACCUCAUCACUUGGAUAUUCUUACUGCUGGUGCUCAUCGGAAAUCUAUCGAACAAGCCGGUGCUUCGCGAUACGUACUUCCUCAAGAUUGAUCUGUCCGAUAUCAUUCCGCUCUCUGUGCCCAAUGCCGUCCUGAUCAACUCGAUUGCACGCUCCAUCGGUCUACAUGAUUUCUACCAGGUGGGCUUAUGGGGGUUUUGCGAGGGCUACGAUGACACGGGCAUCACAGACUGCUCUAAGCCGAAAGCCCUUUAUGCGUUCAAUCCGGUCAAGAUUCUGCUCAGCGAGCUGCUCGCCGGAGCCACCAUUGCCCUGCCAGCUGAGAUCACUAGUGCGCUGAAGAUUGCUCGCAUUGCCUCCGAGUGGAUGUUUGGCCUCUUCAUAACAGCAACCCUGUUGUCCUUCGUACUCAUCUUCCUAUCGCCCUUUGCCGUCUCCGCGCGUCCACCACAGACACUCUCUUCUGAUCCUCAAGUGAACCAAGCCCAGCAUAUCCACCACCGCCAUACAUUUGUGUUGCUCCGGUCCCUUCCCUUCACCAUCAUUACCUUUCUCGUCGCCCUGUUCACCGUCGCCGCCUCCAUCGUCGCAACCGUCAUGUUCGUUCUCUUCCGCAACGUUUUCGUUUCCGCCUCCGAGGAGCUCAAUAUCAAAGCAUGGCUGGGAAUCCGCAUGAUGGUCUUCAUGUGGAUCGCCUCGGCCUUCUCCUUGCUUGCCUUCAUCCUCCAAUUCGGCUCUUGCUGUGCUGCGUGCUGCGGUGGAAGGAAGGCUCGGAAAGCCAUGAAGAACAAAGACUCUGCUCGUCAAAUGAGAGAAAAGAAUCCUCCUUCUUCCUCUCCAUCUGAGAAUAGCGGACGAACGGCUAAUGCCUCGUAAAGAUUUUUUUCCCAUCAAUACCGCUUUGGGAGGCUUCUUGGAUUUUUGCACGCAUAACCUACAGCUUGUUGAAACAGACCAUCGACCUCGUCGAGAGGUUUUCUCUCAUUCCUAUACAUGCAUAGCGGGGUUUCAAUUCAUAGAUAUCCAAUAAAAGGGGGACCGGGAAGACAGUUUUGCAUCUGGAUAUUUACUCUACUCGCUCCUAGGGAUCUCUCCUCGAUUCAUCCUUAAGCGAGACGUCAGGCACAUUAUUAUUGUUAUUUAUACCUGCCAAGAAAAAAAGAAAAGACAAGCGAAGAAGCUCGACACUCUUUACGAAGUCAUGAAGCCUAGAUUAUUAUUUGC
Molecule: messenger RNA, 1775 nt
Organism: Penicilliopsis zonata CBS 506.65
Lineage: Eukaryota; Fungi; Ascomycota; Eurotiomycetes; Eurotiales; Aspergillaceae
Exons: 2
Coding region: 453-1427 (324 amino acids)
Biological process (GO): fungal-type cell wall organization
Cellular component (GO): cell cortex of cell tip; plasma membrane
Source: RefSeq, a predicted model, not a curated record